AUGUUCUUCCUCAAAGAAGAAACCAAAGUUAUCACGCUGCAUCCGUCCUACUUCGGUCCCAAUGUGCGAGAAUAUCUGAUCAACCGAUUGAACGAGGAGGAGGAAGGACGAUGCACGGGUGAUCACUUUGUGAUCUGUGUCAUGGAUAUGGUCGAUAUUGGCGAAGGGAGGGUACUUCCAAGCGGAGGACAGGCAGAAUACACUAUAAAAUACCGUGCGAUUAUCUGGAAGCCUUUCCGAGGGGAGACGGUCGAUGCCAUAGUUACCUCUGUCAAACCCACCGGAAUUUUCACAUUGGCAGGUCCAUUGUCGGUUUUCAUUGCGCGGAAAAACGUCCCCUCCGAUAUCAAGUGGGAGCCGAACACGAUACCUCCCCAAUACACAGAUCAUGCCGACCAAGUCAUCGAAAAGGGAACCAGUCUGCGACUCAAGAUUCUCGGUGUCAAGCCGGAUGUGGCGGCCAUCAAUGCCAUUGGUACCAUCAAGGAGGAUUUCCUAGGACCAUUGUAA
Molecule: messenger RNA, 510 nt
Organism: Aspergillus melleus
Lineage: Eukaryota; Fungi; Ascomycota; Eurotiomycetes; Eurotiales; Aspergillaceae
Gene: RPB7
Product: DNA-directed RNA polymerase II subunit RPB7
Exons: 4
Coding region: 1-510 (169 amino acids)
Biological process (GO): DNA-templated transcription; positive regulation of nuclear-transcribed mRNA poly(A) tail shortening; positive regulation of translational initiation
Cellular component (GO): P-body; RNA polymerase II, core complex
Molecular function (GO): single-stranded RNA binding; translation initiation factor binding; single-stranded DNA binding
Source: RefSeq, a predicted model, not a curated record